Molecule: messenger RNA, 3678 nt
Organism: Darwinula stevensoni
Lineage: Eukaryota; Metazoa; Arthropoda; Ostracoda; Podocopida; Darwinulidae
Source: the annotation of a GenBank genome assembly
UUUACAGGUAGAUAUCUGAGAUAAAAUCACCCAUCUGCCUUCGGACGUCACAGAUCCGAGUGUUCCCACGAGCAUCUCAUCCGUUGAGAGUUUCCAAGAUCACCCCCACCGAUCACGAUGCAUCGGGUGAAGACGUUGUUUGUGAGCCUCGCCCCCCUUGCCGGACAAUGCAGCCAGGAGGCGAGGGUGAGAUUCAUCAUAAGGGCGAGUGCAUGCAUCGAGGCCCGCCGGAACACCAGUGAUUCGAGUCAGAACCGGACGUUCGUCACGAAUCCUGCCGCCCAAGAGCCGUUCCUGAGCGGGAGCUCCUCGACCUACAUGGAGGAGAUGUACAACAUGUGGCUCCAGGAUCCAUCGAGUGUGCAUGCUUCGUGGGACACGUUCUUCCGCGGGGCCUCGGCGGGGGCGAGCCCGGGGGAGGCGUACAUGUCUCCCCCGUCGGGGCUGGCUCCCCUGCCGCCGAACACCGUGUCCGUGGCGAGCCUCCUGGGGCCCUCCCUCGCGCACGCGCAGGUGCACCCGCACGCCCUCACGUCCGUGGACGAGAAGCUCAUCUCGGAUCAUCUCGCCGUGCAGGCCAUCAUUCGAUCAUAUCAGGUUUCGAUGGGGGGGGAUGUACGGGGUCACCACUGUGCCGAUCUGGACCCGCUGGGUAUCAAGCAGGAAGAGUUGCGUCAGUUGGUGCUUGUGCCCGAGGGGAUGGAGGGCGUAUCGUUCUUAGACCGAGUCAGACAGAUCAUGCUUUGUGAGUUGUCCCAUGCCUGUUCUGAAGAGGAGGUCCCGACCCCUUCAUCCUUUGGGGAUGUCCCCUUCAUCCCUUGGGGAUGUCCCAUCCGAGGUCACUUUCUAGCCGAUGUGGACCCCCUUGGCAUCACCAGACAGGAAAUGGAAAGUACAAACCAUGCAGAGGUCCUUUCAUUCAGCUUCCCAUUUGGUAAGAUAAGAAUCACAGGUCUCAUUCAGAUGAUUUUUGAAACUGGAUUGACAGAGGAGAAAGACAUGGACAGGAUAUUUCAACUGCCUCCAACCACGUACAUCGGGGGCCGAGAGAAAGCCCUACCUCUACGUGAGAUCCUUCGUCGCCUGGAGGAUGUCUACUGUCGUGGAAUUGGGGUCGAAUACAUGUUCAUCAACAAUCUCGACCAGUGCAACUGGAUCAGGCGCAAAUUCGAAACGCCUGGCAUAAUGGAGUUGAGCAAUGAUCAGAAAAGACUCAUCGUUGCCAGGCUUGCCCGAGCGACUGGAUUUGAGGGCUUUUUGGCCAGAAAGUGGUCAUCUGAGAAGCGGUUUGGCCUGGAGGGUUGUGAGAUUCUCAUCCCUGCCAUGAAGCAAAUCAUAGAUGUCUCCAGCAACCUGGGAGUGGAGUCCAUCAUCAUGGGAAUGCCUCAUCGGGGACGUCUCAACGUCUUGGCAAACGUUUGCCGUAAACCACUCGAACACAUCUUCUGCCAGUUUGCUGCUCUGCAAGCUGCAGAUGAGGGUUCAGGAGAUGUGAAGUACCAUCUGGGAACAUAUAUCGAGCGACUUAACCGCUUGACCAACAAGAACAUCCGCAUGGCUGUUGUGGCCAAUCCUUCUCACCUGGAAGCCGUGGACCCCGUCGUGCAGGGCAGAACCCGGGCCGAGCAGUUCUAUCGGGGUGACAAUGAAGGCAAAAAGGUGAUGUCGAUGUUGCUGCAUGGAGAUGCUGCAUUCUCCGGACAAGGGGUGGUGUAUGAGACGUUCCACCUCUCCGAUCUUCCCGAGUACACGACCCAAGGCACGAUCCACAUCGUGGUCAACAACCAGGUCGGAUUUACCACCGACCCUCGAUUUUCACGAUCCUCACCAUACUGCACUGAUGUGGCAAGGGUGGUUAAUGCGCCCAUUUUCCACGUGAAUGCUGAUGAUCCUGAGGCUGUGAUGCAUGUGUGCAAUGUUGCUGCAGAAUGGAGGGCCACCUUCCACAAGGAUGUUGUUGUUGAUCUGGUGUGCUACCGACGGUAUGGACACAACGAGAUUGAUGAACCCAUGUUUACCCAACCAAUAAUGUACCAGAAGAUCCAUGAUAUGCCACCAGUCCUUGAGAAAUAUUCAGAACGGCUAGUCAAGGAGAAUAUCAUUACCAAUGAAGAAGUGAAGGAACUGAAGGAUCGCUAUGAGCAGAUCUGUGAGGAGGCACUCUCAAAUGCCCAAAAGGAGACCCAGUUUUACUACAAGCACUGGUUGGAUUCCCCAUGGUCAGGUUUCUUUGAGGGAAAAGACCCCCUGAAGGUCUCCCCCACUGGAGUGAAGGAGGAAACCCUUGCACACAUUGGGAAGAAGUUCUCGUCUCCUCCGGAGAAUGCAGCAGAUUUCUCCAUCCAUAGAGGUCUGAAGAGGAUUUUGAGUGCCCGCAUGGACAUGGUGAAGGAGCGGACGACCGACUGGGCUUUGGCAGAGGCGAUGGCUUUCGGUUCUCUACUGAAAGAAGGUAUCCACGUCAGGGUGUCUGGUCAGGACGUCGAACGAGGCACCUUCAGUCACCGGCAUCAUGUGCUGCAUCACCAGAAGGUGGACAAGGCCACGUAUUGCACCCUGCAGUAUCUUUACCCUGACCAGGCUCCAUAUACAAUCUGCAACAGCUCCCUAUCAGAGUUUGCUGUAUUGGGUUUUGAGCUGGGAUUUUCGAUGACAAAUCCGAAUGCACUGGUGUGCUGGGAGGCCCAGUUUGGAGACUUCUCCAAUAAUGCACAGUGCAUUUUUGACCAGUUUGUUUCCAGUGGGCAAACCAAGUGGGUGCGACAGUCUGGCCUUGUCGUCCUCCUCCCUCAUGGCAUGGAGGGGAUGGGCCCAGAGCAUUCCAGUGCCAGACUGGAACGCUUCUUGCAGAUGAGCUCUGAAGACCCUGAGUAUUAUCCUCCUGAGACAGAAGAAUUUGCCAUAAGACAGCUACAUGAUACCAACUGGAUUGUGGCAAAUUGCACUUCCCCAGCCAACUACUUCCACAUUUUGCGUCGGCAGAUUGCACUCCCCUUCCGGAAGCCCCUCAUUUGCAUGACGCCGAAAUCCCUUCUGAGACACCCCGAGGCAAAGUCCUCCUUUGAUGAAAUGAAAGAGGGUACUGAAUUCCAAAGAGUGUUAUCCGAGGCAGGAAAGGCAAAGGAGGAUCCUGACAACGUGAAGAAGCUCAUCUUUUGCUCGGGGAAGGUCUACUACGACCUGACCAAAGUAAGGCGCGAACGAAACCUCGAAGAUAAGAUUGCCAUCGCUCGCAUCGAACAGUUGACACCAUUUCCAUUUGACAUGGUGAGAAAAGAAGUUGAACGUUUCCAAAACGCCGAAAUUGCCUGGGUGCAGGAGGAACACAAGAACCAGGGGGCCUGGUUCUUUGUUCAGCCCAGGGUCAUCACGGCUCUGUCUGGCCUCAAGACCAUCAGCUUCAUCGGACGGCCGACUAGCGCUUCCCCAGCCACCGGAAGCAAGCACCAGUAUGCAAAGGAGUUGAACAACUUCCUUGAAGAUGCCAUGCAGUUCUGAAUUCGUCUCCUGUAGUUCUCUGGAUCUAACCUUUUUUUUUAGUUAAUUUAUUGCUUUCUGUCAAGAGGUGUGCAUAGUUUUACCAGUACUGUUUUUUUCCCAGAUUUAUAAGUGGAGAUUCAGGUGAAGAUAGUACCUGAGACUCUCAUUGCUUGAGUGUUUUUUUUUUCCCAACAGUAC